UGGGAGAAUAUGAGAGAACAGGUUUUAUAACAAGCAGGUGUGUUGGAAUUUGCCCUCAAAAAGUGCCUUAAUUUUAAUUUUAUUUUAAAAACCUUAUUAAAAUGGACCCUAUAAAAUACGAAGAGUUAAAAAAUCAGACUUUACUAUUUUUUGUUGAGAAAUUGAUCGAGAUAGAGUUAGAACAGGGCGUGGGUAGCAGCAAUGGGACCAAGAAAUCAUCCCGAACGUUACAUGACUUGUCCUGUCAGUUUGGCUCGAAAGGAUUUACGAGAGAAAUGCGACAAAUAGCUGGAGGUUCACAAUCCGGUUUAAGAAAGUUCCUCUCCGAGUACCCCUCAAUAUUUCAUUUAAAUAACGACCUAGUUUCAUACAAAGAAACUCGCAAAGAAACCACACCCACAGAAACCACCUCGAGUAAAAAUACUGCCGUGGAAUAUUUCCGAGAACGCAUGCUUCAAUAUGGAAUGGGGGUUUCUGUCCCUGUCCGAAGCUUGUUGGGACACCGCUCACAAGCCCCGACUUCCAUCAGGUCCGUGUCUGGACAGCACUUACCCGAAUUUCUCGCAUUUCUCGCCUCCCACCCCCAAGUUUUUAAACUGAAUCAAGAAGCAGAAUCUGUAAUUUUGGUCGAGUUUGACACAGUCACACCCACCACCGCUCAAAUAAGUGAUAAACCUCCGAUGGAAAUAAUUUCAAAGGAAAAUGUACUGAAUUUGAUACAGUUUUAUUUCAAAAUUUUAAAAUCUCGUGGGCCCAUGUUGGUCGAACAAUUGUUUCACGUGACGAGCCAGUUUGAUGACAAUUCAUACGAAUGGAUGCGAUGUCCUGGCGAUUUAAAAAGUUUCUUUGGAAUGCAUGGAGAAUGUUUUGAGGUCCAUUCUAAUCUAGUAACGCUCUCUGACUCGUACGAAAUAGGAUUCGAGUAUUUAAAAAAUCACUCAAAAACUAUUCAAAAUUCGACAAAAAUUUCGAUAGAAAUUAAUAAACCGAUCCCAUCCGUCCCCCCGACACAGCAACCACUUCAAAACAAAAUCAUACCACCGGUCAGAAACACCUUAAAAUCCAGAGUGUCUUCAAUUUUGUUGAAAACUUUGGAAAAUAAUGAAUCAAAAGUUAAGCGAAAUCCUCCCUCUCACAUGAACAAUAUCGAGUUGAAUAACAACUUGAGUGAAGAGGAUUUCAAAAAUUACCUCAUUUCGAAAACUUUGAUCGUAUCAAAUUCACGGAAGGCGAAAGAAAUCGCGGAAUCCAUUUUAAGAUGCGGAAAUCCAAUCUGUGUCGAUAUAGAGGGCAUAAAUUUAGGCGAUGAAAAUGGUGUGAUAACCCUGAUACAAAUUUGUGAUGGAAAUGGGGACGUAUUUUUAUUCGAUGUGCUCACCGCGGGGGGUGCGGGGGGAGGAGUUGUGGAGGAGGUUGCAAGGAUUUUGGGUUCAGAGGUGGUCGUAAAGGUGCUUCAUGACUGUCGUAACGAUUCUGGCAGUUUGUUUAAAGAAUAUGGAAUUCUUUUAAAGAACGUUUUCGACACACAAUCCGCCAGUGAAGUUAUUUUAGGGUCUGGAAACGGGAAAAAGUCGAGCGGUUUGAAUGGACUCUGCUCAUAUUAUGGUGUGCCAAUGGGGAAUAUUUUUAAGGAUAAGAUUAAGUCCAUCUACCGUUCAGACCCACGAUUUUGGUCUCGCCGUCCAUUAACCAAACAAAUGAUUGCAUACGCAGCAGCGGAUGUGGUCGUGUUACAAAAAUUGUAUGAAAAAAUGCACCCAUUAAUUAAAGAAAUGGAUGAGGAAUUUUUUACCGAACUGGUAAAAGAACAAAUUCUAGCUUGCAUAGCGCCAGAGGAGACUCGACAGCGGCGUAAGCUACGUAAAAAUGAGCGUGACUUGAUCGAGCUGAAAUCUAAAAUUGAGAAAACAUUUGAAAACGGAGAGAUCGUGGUCUUAUCGAAUCGUGAACUAAGAUUAUUAAAACACUUAACUCUCCCCGAAGAAAUUAAGGCAUCGUUAAAAUCAAGCUUGAAAAUUGCGAAAAAACUUGAAAAAUUGGAAAAACGUGAAAUAAAUCAAGAUUUAAAUUCAACAUCAAGUUCUGAAAUGGCCAGUCUUGAAGAAUUUAAUUCUUUAUCGUCCGUAACUCAAGAUUCCGAAGUGGAGCCGAUUUCAUCCAGUUUUAUCAAAGUGGAGGAAUUACUAAGCGGAUUGAGUGAUCUAGUCAAUAACGAGGACAAAACCGUGUUUGAAAAAGAACAGGGCGCAAAAGUUGUCACAGUUGGGACACAAACAAGUUCCACAGGAGACAUUGUUGUGAUGAAGAUCUAUCAAGAUUUUUAAUUAAUUUAUUAACAAAGUUCUCAUAAUUAUUACUAAUAAUAACCGUUAUUAAUUGUAUUAAUUUAUGGUAUUUAUCGAUUAAAAACUUGAUCGCUAUACUCUAGCCGGAACUAGAGUGGUGUACUAACAAAACU
This is a messenger RNA of Folsomia candida, 2458 nucleotides long. RefSeq lists its product as uncharacterized. The transcript has 9 exons. Gene Ontology annotation, molecular function: nucleic acid binding; 3'-5' exonuclease activity. Lineage: Eukaryota; Metazoa; Arthropoda; Collembola; Entomobryomorpha; Isotomidae. Bases 102 to 2324 code for a protein of 740 amino acids. Gene Ontology annotation, biological process: nucleobase-containing compound metabolic process. The record is from RefSeq and is a predicted model, not a curated record.